AGCGCCGUUGUUUGCUCUUUCAUCACUUUUAACUUAACGUGACUCGCUCGAGAUUUGAAGUUUGGGUCAAAACUUCACUAAAGCAGAAACUGAAUGAAAGCGACGCCGAUAGCGAUGCCCUGUUAGAAAACCCCUGGAGUCUGCAAGAUCUCUUCGUUUCUCUUUUAAACGCAUUCAUAGAGCAGAUCAUGAUGUCCGAUGCCAGUGAGAUGUUGGCUGCUGCCUUGGAGCAAAUGGACGGGAUCAUAGCAGGCUCCAAGGCCAUGGAUUACUCCAACGGCCUGUUUGAUUGCCAGUCCCCUACAUCUCCUGGGUUUCUGGGUGGUCUUCGGGUGCUGCACCUCCUGGAGGAUCUGCGGGCAGCACUGGAGCUCAUGGACAACGAGGAGCGGAACAACCUGCGCUGUCAGAUCCCAGACUCCACCGCUGAGGGGCUGGCUGAGUGGCUACAUGGGCGAAUGACCAAUGGACACAGCUCUGAGGCAGUCUACCAAGAGCGCCUGUCACGCCUGGAGAGUGACAAAGAAUGUCUCAUACUGCAGGUUAGUGUUUUAACAGACCAAGUAGAAGUUCAAGGUGAAAAGAUUCGAGAUCUGGACUCUUGCCUUGAACAACACCGUGAGAAGUUAAAUGCUACCGAGGAACUGCUGCAGCAGGAGCUUUUAAACAGGUCAGCGCUGGAAACUCAGAAGCUGGAGCUGAUGACAGAAGUGUCCAGUCUGAAGCUGAAACUUUCUGCAGUAGAGCGGGACCACAGAGACAGUGAGGGCUUGUACCAGGAAGUAACUGACCUACGAUUCAGGGUGACGGAUACAGAGAACGAAAGACUUCUGUGUGAGAAGAAACUCAGAGCUACUAAAGAUGAAAUGCUGCUCCUACAGACGCAGUUGGAUGAACAAGAGUUGGAGCUUACGAGACUGAAGGAUGAGGGCAGACUGAGAGCAGACAGCUGCAGCAGAGCAGAGGGAGGAGAGAGAGAUACAGAAAUGUUGAAGAUGAGGAGGAUUUUGGAGUCAUUGACAUCUGCCAAUGAUGAGAAGGAACAAAGAAUAAAACAACUUGAGGAGUCCCUUACAAAGUGCAAGAAAGUUCAAGAGAUAGACAAAGAGCGAUUUAGGGAAGAUGACUAUGCUGAUAUCCAAGAGGAUUCGUCAUAUCCAGUGUCCAUGGAGGUGGAUCAGGUCAUGGUGGAGACAGGAAGGAGCUCUGGAGAGUCUAUUCCAUGUAUAGCAGUUCUUUCUGAAAUGAAUGAAAUGGACAGGGAGCUACAAUUAAAGGCAACACAAAGUCUCGCUGAAGGCCCAGGGAUCUCACAAGAGGAAAGCAAAAAUAUACAGAUAAAAAAUAAUGAACGUACUAAAUCAAGUUCUGAAAGCUUUGGUAAUAAGAGGGUUCGUGCAUCUUUUGGUCGAGGAUUUUUCAAGCUGCGUGGGGGAAAACAUGGUGGUAGCACCUCAACUCUGGAAGUCGAACAUAAAGGCACAGAUCAUCUAGACUUGGCAGGGGUCAGCCCACAAAAAUCUGAAAAACCUUCAUCAACGUCAUCAGAAAUGAAAAAAAAGCCAAAGGGUUUAAUGAAACUUUUUGGCAGACUAAAGAGAAGUCACUCCACAUCUUUUAACCUUGAUGAAGCCGAGAUGGAAUUCCAGAGAGGAGGAGUCAGAGCAACAGCUGGCCCUCGACUCGGAUGGUCACGUGAACCAAAACACCAGCAAGUGUCCCUUAAAAUACACAUCUUACUGCUUCUGUGUCGUCUCAGAGCUGUAAGUGUCCCUUUCUCACAGUGGAGUAAGGAGGAGGUCUGUGCAUGGUUGCAUGAACAGGGCCUGGGACUGUAUGCUGCUCAAGGCCAGACCUGGAUAAAGUCUGGACAAACUCUUUUGCAUGCUUCACAACACGAUCUGGAAAAGGAGCUGGGCCUUAGACAGCCUCUCCACAGGAAGAAGCUGCAGUUGGCCCUGCAGGCUCUGGGAUUAGAGGAGGACGACCUUCAGGGCAGACUGGACCACCACUGGGUGACCAGAUGGCUGGAUGACAUCGGCCUCCCACAGUACAAGAGUAACUUUGAUGAGGCCCGUGUUGAUGGACGUAUGCUGCACUACAUGACUGUGGAAGACCUCCUGUCUCUGAAAGUGGGCAGUGUUCUUCAUCACCUGAGCAUUAAAAGAGCCAUUCAAGUCCUUCGACUCAACUCGUUUGAACCCAGCUGCCUCAGACGCAGGCCCUCUGAUGAGAAUAAUAUCACACCAGCUGAAAUCUCUCAGUGGACAAAUCACAGAGUGAUGGAGUGGCUCAGAUCUGUGGAUCUGGCAGAGUAUGCUCCAAACCUCAGGGGGAGUGGGGUUCAUGGUGGUCUCAUGGUGUUGGAGCCUCGCUUUAACGUAGAAUCUCUAGCUCUUCUGCUUAAUAUUCCUCCAAAUAAGACCCUGCUGAGGCGCCACCUGGCAACACAUUUCCACCUGCUCAUCGGCUCUGAGGCACAGCGGCUCAAACAGGACUGUCUGGAAAACCCAGACUACACUGUCCUGACGGCCACUGCCAAGGUUAAGCCGAGGCGUUUGUCAUUCGGUACCUUUGGCUCUUUGAGAAGGAAACGCCCGGAUGAUGCUGAUGAAUUUGUCUGCCCUAUGAAUGUGGAAAUGCCCAAGAACAGCAGCUUCCAGAGGGGGGCCCGGGUGUACAAGGACCACCUGGACCACCUAGAACAGAUGGAGGACUCUGAGGGGACUGUAAGACAGAUUGAAGUAUUUUCAGAAGGAAUAAACAAUUUGACAAGCAUGUUGAAGGAGGACGAGUUUUUCCGGGAGGUGACUGUGUGUCCUGAAGAUACAACACCAGAGACAGAAAACUCUUAAUGUGCAAUGUGGUGAAUUAUAAACUUGAGAGGAGAGGUAAUUGUGCCAACACCAACUGUGAGCUGAUCCUGUCCAAACAUUUGUACACACUUUUACUCUGAUCAUUCUGGUUUGUCUCAUUUUAGGAGUUGUAUAGCAGUUAUUAUCUAUAUUUAAAUUCGCGUUUCAUUUGUGGUACUAAGGGGGAUGCUACAACUACAAUGUUACAACUGUGGGAUGUUCGUUCAGUAGAUUUUGGUUUAUUCACAAAUU
Messenger RNA from Periophthalmus magnuspinnatus, 3107 nucleotides. RefSeq names its product liprin-beta-1-like. Gene Ontology annotation, cellular component: presynaptic active zone. Gene Ontology annotation, molecular function: protein binding. The coding region runs from base 189 to 2855 and encodes 888 amino acids. The transcript has 25 exons. Gene Ontology annotation, biological process: neuromuscular junction development. NCBI's taxonomy places the organism in Eukaryota, Metazoa, Chordata, Actinopteri, Gobiiformes, Gobiidae. The record is from RefSeq and is a predicted model, not a curated record.